This is a messenger RNA of Chrysoperla carnea, 3319 nucleotides long. RefSeq names its product serine/threonine-protein phosphatase 4 regulatory subunit 3A (gene flfl). NCBI's taxonomy places the organism in Eukaryota, Metazoa, Arthropoda, Insecta, Neuroptera, Chrysopidae. Gene Ontology annotation, cellular component: nucleoplasm; protein phosphatase 4 complex. The record is from RefSeq and is a predicted model, not a curated record. The transcript has 7 exons. Gene Ontology annotation, biological process: DNA damage response; protein dephosphorylation. Bases 188 to 2911 code for a protein of 907 amino acids. Gene Ontology annotation, molecular function: protein phosphatase activator activity.
UUAUGUUAUUUGACAUACAAAUAAAUAUUUUAGAAAGGUCAGGAAAAGUAAAAGUGAAUAAUCAGAAAAAAUUGUUUUUAUUUAGUACCGGUUUUCAAAAUUGAAAACCAUCGUAAAUUUCAAAUGGACCAUAUAACCAUCAUCAAUUUUGUUUAAGAACGAGAAAAAGUGUGUUAAAACAUAAAGAAUGACUGACACGCGACGACGCGUAAAAUUAUACGCGUUAAAUGCAGAUCGACAAUGGGACGAUAGAGGUACAGGACAUGUAUCAUCGUCGUUUGUAGACCGUCUGAAGGGUAUCUCACUAUUAGUUCGAGCAGAGUCCGAUGGAACAUUAUUACUAGAAUCCAAAAUUCAAUUAGAUACAGCAUAUCAAAAGCAGCAAGAUACAUUAAUUGUAUGGUCCGAAGGUGAUAAUUUUGAUUUAGCGUUAAGUUUUCAAGAAAAAGCCGGUUGUGAUGAAAUCUGGGAGAAAAUUUGUCAAGUGCAAGGUAAAGAUCCGUCUGUGGAGAUCACCCAGGAUAUUGUGGAAGAAUCUGAAGAUGAGCGAUUCGAUGAUAUGUCAGAUAGUGCCCCACCAAUUGAAUUACCAAGUUGUGAACUAAGUCGUUUAGAGGAUAUCAAUGAAUUAUUUAGUAGUAGCCUAACUUCACCGAUGCGUAAGGAAAAACUCGCAACAGCUAUCGAAAAUGAAGGUUAUAUACGAAAAUUAUUAAAUUUAUUCCAUAUGUGCGAAGAUCUCGAAAAUCAUGAUGGCUUACAUCAUCUAUACGAGAUUUUUAAAAAUAUAUUUCUGUUAAAUAAAAAUGCAUUGUUUGAGGUGAUGUUUAGCGAGGAUAUCAUUUUUGAUGUGGUGGGAUGUUUAGAGUAUGAUCCCUCUCAAAGUACUCCAAAACGACAUCGACAAUAUUUAAAACAACAAGCACGUUUUAAAGAAGCAAUACCAAUUCGCAACAAGGAGUUAUUAUCAAAAAUCCAUCAAACAUUUCGUGUACAAUAUAUACAAGAUGUUGUUUUACCAACCCCUUCAGUAUUUGAAGAUAACAUGUUAUCAACUCUGUCAAGUUUUAUAUUUUUUAAUAAAGUAGAGAUUGUAACACUUCUACAAGACGAUGAAAAAUUUUUAACAGAAUUAUUUAGUUUAUUAACCGAUGAGACAACACCAGAUACAAAACGUCGUGAUUUGGUAUUAUUUUUAAAAGAAUUUUGUAAUUAUUCACAAAAUUUACAACCACAAGCGAAAGAACAAUUUUAUAAAACGUUAACCAGUCUAGGAAUUUUAUCAGCAUUGGAGAUUACAUUGGGUAUUGAUGACCCUCGAACUAAAGCUGCCUCUAUUGAUAUAUUAACAUAUAUUGUAGAGUAUUCACCGUCUGUUGUACGAGAGUACACGUUACAGCAAGCUAAUACUACGGAUGAGGAUCAAAUGUUAUUAAAUGUAAUAAUGGAACAGAUGAUAUGUGACACCGAUCCAGAAUUAGGUGGUGCAAUGCAAUUAAUGGGUGUAUUGCGUAUAUUGUUAGACCCAGAAAAUAUGUUAUCUGCAAUAAAUAAAUCUGAAAAAACAGAUUUUUUAAAUUUUUUCUAUAAACACAGCUUUCAAAUAAUGAUCGCACCAUUGUUAGCAAAUACAGCACAUGGAGAACCAGAAAAAGAAGAUUAUCAAACAGUACAACUAUUAGGAUUGAUCUUAGAAUUAUUAUCAUUUUGUGUUGAACAUCAUACAUAUCAUAUAAAGAAUUGCAUUUUAAAUAAAGAUCUGUUACGUCGUAUACUUGUAUUAAUGAAAUCAACACAUAAAUUUUUAGUAUUAUGUGCAUUACGUUUUAUGCGUAAAUUGAUUGCAUUAAAAGAUGAAUUCUAUAAUCGUUAUAUAAUAAAAGGCAAUUUAUUUGCACCUGUUAUUGAUACAUUUGUACGAAAUAAUGGACGAUAUAAUUUAUUAGAUUCAGCUAUAUUAGAAAUGUUUGAAUUUAUUAAAUUGGAGGAUAUUAAAACAUUGUGCACACAUGUUGUGGAGAAUUUUGGACGAUUUUUAAAUGAUAUUGAAUAUGUACAAACAUUUAAAGCAUUAAAAACACGAUACGAACAGCAUCAAGAUAAGUUUAAGGAUCGUGAACGUACUACAUCUUUAGAAAGUGUACCAUCAAUAUUACGUAGUGGCCGUUAUAGACGUGACCAACGACAACUUGAAGAAGAAGAAGAGAUGUGGUUUAAUGAAGACGAAGAUUUUGAAGAUGGUGAAGCUGUUGUACCAGCUGCAAAUACGGGUGGUGCCACUACAGAUAACAUCAACACAAAUACACCACCAGGUGGGCAUAACCAUUUAACAUCAUCACCAACAAAAUCAACUAAACUAGAUGCAGAAUUCGAUACAGCUAUUGGUAAAAUAAUAGAUACAAAUAAAGUGAAGACUGAAUCAACAAAUGGACCCAAAAAUAUCUCAACAGGUAACAACAAUAAUAACAAUAACAAUGGCGGUCAAGGUGCUCCAAGUCUGUUAUUAUCGGGAAUUAAUACUACGGGUUCAGAAAAAGAAAUUGAUGCUCAAAGUGUAGAUGAUGUUGCAACAACCACCGUAACUAGUUCAGUGCAAGUAACACCAUCGUCAACAAUAGCAUCAACUCCGGGUGCGGGUGAAUGUCCUCCAUUAAGUCCACCAACUAGUCUGUCAAUCACAACAUCCUCGUCAUCUUCAUCGGUUGUUGGUAGCGGAGAUGUAGGUACUGCAGCUGUAACCGUUUCAUCAACAACUUCUGUGAAUGCUAUAAAUACGUCUACGGCGGCUGCCAUUGGUAAAACUUCAUCAUUAUUUAAGAAGGGUCUUGUCGAUUACGAGGGUGAUUCCGAUGAAGAAGAAGAAGACGGUGAAGUUGUAUCACAGUCACCAAAACGCCAACGACUUUCAUAGUGUUCACAUCAUCACCAAGUUCAUUAUUAUUAUAAUAAUCAUCGUCAUCAACAUCAUCAGGUUCACUACUUUUUCUAGUGUUAAUGUUGUGUGAUUUUUACAUAGUGUUCACAAAAUGAAACAUUUUCUUUUUGAACACUAACCGAAAGACUCUUGAAUAUGAAAAACAAAACUUUAUAAUAUUGUUCGUUGUCCUUCUGCUGUUUUGAUUUAUUUCUUUUAAAAGAAUAAUAAUGAUGAAAUCAAAAUCGUAUGAAUGCAAGAAACACAACAUUGAAUUAUGGUGACGUCGUAUGUAAUUUCUGUGGAUCCAUCCAAUAAAAUAAAAUAUACAUGUUGGUGAAUCAACGUUCUACACACAUGGACGAAAAAUAAUCAUUUAUAUGUUUUAAAAUAAUUUAUUUUGAA